This is a messenger RNA of Cylicocyclus nassatus, 294 nucleotides long. The record is from the annotation of a GenBank genome assembly. NCBI's taxonomy places the organism in Eukaryota, Metazoa, Nematoda, Chromadorea, Rhabditida, Strongylidae.
AUGUAUCCGUGGAUGGACACUAGAGCUGCGAAGAUAGCCAGCUACAAAUGCGGAACGCAUUUGACUAGCGAGAUUCAUCCGAAAAUGUCUGGUGCGCGAGGCCUCAGAAGAGGAGUUGGAGUAUAUGGAAGAGCUUUCGAAGAAAGGAUGCGCCAGCGGCAGCUGGACGUCGAACAUACGCGACGUCUUCGGGAAAUAGCUGCCCAAGGAGGAUCGGUCGAUGUCGAAAUCGUUGGAGAACCACGAGAGCCGGAGACUUCGUCGGCAGCUGCAGGCGGACCGCGGUACUUGUGA